AUGUGUGGACUUAAAGUUUUGAAUCUAGAAGGGUGCAAAGGUAUAACAGAGUUGCCUAAUUCUGUUUCAGACAUGGUGAAUCUCACUGCUUUUAUUUUGAGGGAUUGUACAUGCCUCCGAUCUGUGCCACCACUGGGAAAGCUCAAGCAAUUGAGGGAUUUGGAUCUAUCAUGGACUGAUAUUGAGGAUUUACCUCAAGGUUGGGAGUCACUGGUCAACCUCGAAAGUCUUAACUUGGAUGAUUGUCAGUCUUUGAAACGAAAGAUAAUACCAAAAGAGACAUUUUCUCAAUUUCACCGUCUUCAACUGCUAUUAUUGCCACCCUAUGUUAGGGUACAAGUUAAUGAUCCAGAAGUUUUGAACCAAUUAGAAAGUUUUACAGGAUGUUUCUCUUUUACGGACUUCUAUAAAUUUACUCGGUGGCCAAAAUACUAUAAUAAUGUUUAUAUCAAUGACAUCUUAACUGAGGAUCCGAGUUAUGAAUUUGAUGAUUAUGGGGACCAGGAGAAACAACUGUAUUUCCAUCAGUGUAAGCUUGGUAGAGGAUCGAACUAUCUGCCGGAUGAUAUGGAACGUAUGAUAAUCGAGGAUUGUGAUGGCAUGGGCAUUAAGUGCUUGUCAGAUGUUUUUAAGAAUUUUAUAAAUUUAAACCACUUAUCUGAAUUGGAAAUUAUAGAUUUGGUUGGAAUAGAGUUCCUCUGGCAAUUGUUCUCUGCUUCUCCACGUGAUCAGCCGGAAAACUCGUCUUUCAGUCCACUCCGUGGUCUCCAAAUGCUACGCCUGACGAGGUUGCCAAAUCUGUUGCUGCAGAACCUUCAAAAUCUUGAAGAAUUAAGAGUUGAAGAUUGUGAAGGACUGGAGGAGAUAGCAGCAGAUGGCAAUGGAGUAGGACAAGGAGGAGGAGAAGGCACCCAAUUGACUUCAAGUGGAGGAGCCAUUACCAUGAUCAGCCUUCCCAAUUUAAGGUGCUUGAGUCUGGAUAUGCUUCCACAACUGAAUAACAUUUGCAAGGCAGCCAUGAUCUGCGAUUCAAUUGAGAAGAUUGAAAUAUUCGGCUGUCCAAAGGUAAAGAGGCUGCCUUUGUUUCUUCCUACCAUCAACGGACUACCAUCUCUUCCCAGCAAACUUAGGAUGAUCACUGGAGAUAAAGAACGGUGGGAAUCGGAACCAUUGCUUCCUACUGGCACCCAUUCUUCCCUUAAAAGGAUGUGUAUUUCUAGAUGUCACAACAUGAAGCAGCUAUUCACAAUGCAGUUGCUGCCGAACCUUCAAAAUCUUCAAGAAUUAGACAUUGAAGAUUGUGAAGGACUGGAGGAGAUAGCAGCAGAUGGCAAUGCAGUAGGACAAGGAGAAGGAGAAGGCACCCAAUUGAAUUCAAGUGGAAGAGCCACUACCAUGAUCAGCCUUCCAAAUUUAAGUUGCUUGAGUCUGGAUAGGCUGCCACAACUGAAUAACAUUUGCAAGGCAGCCAUGAUCUGCGAUUCAAUUGAGGAGAUUAAAAUAUUUGAUUGUCCAAAGGUAAAGAGGCUGCCUUUGUUUCUUCCUACCAUCAACGGACUACCAUCUCUUCCCAGCACUCUUCGUAAAAUCAAGGGAGAUAAAGAAUGGUGGGAAUCGUUAGAGUGGGACUAUCCUAGUGCCAAAAAUGCCCUUGACCCAUUUUUACCGCACAGCCUUGAAGUCCAUUUCUUUGUUGAAGACCACCUGCUUGAUCAAAAUCCUGAGUGUAUUUCUCAGGUUAUAGGUAGCCACAAAAUUGCCACUGCAAGAGGGUGA
Messenger RNA from Coffea eugenioides, 1776 nucleotides. RefSeq names its product probable disease resistance protein At4g27220. The transcript is spliced from 3 exons. Lineage: Eukaryota; Viridiplantae; Streptophyta; Magnoliopsida; Gentianales; Rubiaceae. Bases 1 to 1776 code for a protein of 591 amino acids. The record is from RefSeq and is a predicted model, not a curated record.